AUGCGCAUGCUACGCUGGUCUGCGGGUGUCACACUUCUAGACAAAAUCCGAAAUGAGUACAUCAGAGGAAGUUUUAAAGUUGCCCCAAUAGUCGAGAAGGUCAAAGAGAAACGCUUAAGGUGGUUCGGUCACAUUCAAAGGCGCCCAGACGAUAAUAUGGUGAAGCUUGCCCUAGACAUGGUAAUCACGAAGCGUAUGUGUGGAAGACCCCCCACCUGGUUGACGACGGGCGAAAAAGACAUGAAAGAAGCUCAUUUAAUAGCUGACAUGGCGCAAAACCUUGCCGAAUGGACAAAAAGGACAAGGAUGGCAGACCCCAAGUGA
Molecule: messenger RNA, 324 nt
Organism: Leptidea sinapis
Lineage: Eukaryota; Metazoa; Arthropoda; Insecta; Lepidoptera; Pieridae
Exons: 1
Coding region: 1-324 (107 amino acids)
Source: RefSeq, a predicted model, not a curated record